Molecule: messenger RNA, 1230 nt
Organism: Penicillium cosmopolitanum
Lineage: Eukaryota; Fungi; Ascomycota; Eurotiomycetes; Eurotiales; Aspergillaceae
Exons: 3
Coding region: 1-1230 (409 amino acids)
Source: RefSeq, a predicted model, not a curated record
AUGAUCAGAACUACCUCCUCAGUAGGCCCCCGCAAGGGGAUCACUCAGAACCUGCAUCUUGCAAUCGCUUAUUCCUUCUAUGACUGCCCCCGUCCCCGGUGUGAAACAUGCCUUCCGGUUGAUAUUUAUGAUGCCCCGGGAGUCGGGUUCGAUCUAACUCCUUCAUAUGGAACUUCCGCUGUACAUUAUUAUAAUGGAACCGUCGUCGAAGUUGUCCAGAUCUAUGGCAAACAUGAGUAUCUUGAGCUUAUGAUACGCCUUGCGAAAGGAGGCAAGCCCGUAUUGAUCGAAGAUCAAGGGAUUUUCCAAAAUCUCUAUUUUAGGCUAUUUCCUCUUUUGGACUCUUUCUUAGGUGUCCCCUUUCCAGCGCGGGCUGGGUGGCGCUGGUUGAAUGAAAAGCUCAAGCGACCGGUGGAACUUGAAGUGGACGACAUAAACAUCAUCAGCGAAAUGCUCUGGAAUCUUAAGCUUGCCACAGAGAAGCAGAUACACCAAGAUCUGAAUAGAGUUGCCAUUACAACUCCCGAUAUACAAACCUUGAGUUCAGACGUAAUCAACACUGCUCUUCAAGAGCUGGAUUUACAGACAUGGACGGGCGAUUGUUCAUAUUACCCUAAACGCCUGGUAGAGGCAGAUGCUGUUUAUGCCGCUAACGGCUAUGGACUAUGCAAACGCUAUCAUGAUCUAUGGCAGUGUACAGAUGAGUUUGGAUUUGAAUGGGUCAGGGCUAGUUCUCCGAUAAUUCUUUUCGUCUCUUUUACCCGCCAUCUGUUAUACACCAGCAUUACUAUACCUGAUAGUGGUGAAGCCUUUGUACGCUUUGCAUGCGAUGAGAUAAAAGCUCUUAACUUCGAACUAGGGCUGGAUCGAAUUCUUGAAGCAGAUGAUCCGGACUUAUUAUGGGCUCGUCUCCGUGAGCAGAUCACAAGUUUUGCUUUGUCGUUUCGAAUUACGGAUUUUCUUCUAGCUGGCGAGAGCACAACAAACCCUCUUUUUAUGGCUAAUUUGAAAGACGCUUUGGCCGGGCUGUUGGAACUUCAUAUCGAACCCAAAAUAGCGGCAUCUGCCCAUGGAAAGAAGGCCAUAGAUCUGACUUUCGCAGCUGCUCGGGGCGCAGCCUUGUAUGCAAGGAGGCGACAAGAAGUACAGUGCGACUGCUCGGAACUUGAGGAAUGUGAAUCAUCACGACAGAAAGAGCGAGCAGGUGGCCAGGUGAAACUAGAUUUAUGA